CACAACCUGGAUAUUCGAUGGUAAUAAACAAAAUGAAGGACAAGCCCCGAAAAAUCGUUUAAAGGGAAUAAUUAAGAAACGUUUCAGUAGGGCUAAACUUCAGGUGAAGUGGACUGGCCAUGGAUGGCGGCUUGUUGUCACUGAAGUGGAACAACCACCGCUCCACGUUCUUCUAUGUGCUCUCCACAGUUAGAAGAAAGGAGUCCUAUUGUGAUGUUACCUUAGCCUGUGAUGGAAAAUUUUAUCCAGUACACAAACUGGUUUUGUCAACAUGUAGUGAUUAUUUUGAACAAAUGUUUGAAAAGACAAACUGUAAACACCCCAUAAUAGUGUUGAAAGAUAUUAGACAUGAGGACCUUGAGGCUCUUUUGAACUACAUGUAUGUUGGUGAAGUGAAUGUGUUACAGACAGACCUAUCAGGACUUAUCAAAGCUGCUGAGUGCCUAAGGAUAAAGGGGUUGGCUGUCCCUGAUGAAGCCCCUAGUGAACGUGACGCCAGCCAGGAUGGCAAAAGAAAUGUGCCAUGGUCCAGUGAGGGACCCGAUGCCAAACGUAGAAAACCUGAGGAACCUGUGCUGCAGAAACCCAGUCAAAACACAGUAGAGAAAUUAGGAAGGGAGCUCCCCCCAAGACCUCAGUUAAGCUUUCGAGAACCAUUCAGAGAACCACAGAGAUCCCGAGAGCCUCUCCGCCUACGCUCAAGUCCCAGCCCAGUUCUAUAUCCUUCCAGUCCAGAUACUCAGUUGCCAAGUGCCACAGGCCCAACCUCAUCACCGGAUGUUUCUCACACGACAACCCACGAACCAGCUCCAAGUGCUCAAGCGGACUCUGCCCCGCCUCCCUCCAAUUCAGACAAUGAAAUCAGCGGUGCAGGAGAGUCUGAGUUGAUAAUGGAUGAACCCCUAGUCAAGGAAGAACCACACGAUGAUUACUCUGAAGCAGACGAGACCAAAGAAUCCAUAAAGUCAACAGACUCCGAAGCUGGACUGAGUUACCCUGUUCAUAGUGAGCACUCGGGGAGUAUAGGGAGAGAGGUUGGGGGUGCAGGCUUUAAUCCCCAGGGCCUGCGAUCCUCCAGCCAACCUCAGACAAUGGAGGAUCUUGUGGCUCAGGCUCUUCCAGGAGCUUCUGGUCUGCAAGGGAAAACUUGGGAAGGAGACAGAAAUUUACUUGGAAUACCAUUUGAAGGAUUUUCAGGAAACCAAGGUUCACAAAUGGGUACACGGAUAGUCUCCGGAACAGGCCAGGCGGCAAGUCAGUACCCUAUGGUGUAUAAUCCACAUGAAGAAAUGCUGGUCCAAGGAAGUUUAGAUGGACAGAAACUCUUUUGUGAUCAGUGCAGCUACAAGGCUCGUGAUAGCACCAACCUCCGAAGGCAUAAGCGGAUCCACACUGGAGAGAAGCCUUAUGCCUGCUCCUAUUGUAAUUACAGGUCCACUCAGAGCAAUAAUGUGAAGGCACACAUGAAAAGACUUCACCCAGAAAUCGGAUUCCAGUCCAAUAUCAGACAGGCUGAGAACGAGCAUCAGCUGUAGAUACUAGGCUUGUGGUGUUGGAGGGCUAACAACCAAAGUGCAUCUUGUUUUUAAGCCAAAAGUUCACUUGUUGAAUUAAAUAUAGUUGUGAAUGAUCAGACUUCAUGAUUGGAAAUUCCAUGAAAUAACAGUAAAAGAUAGUUUGCUCACAAGAGUGAGUUGAGCAUUACACUGUGUUGAAAUGGGUGAAUGAAUAAAUUAAUACUUUGACUAGUGAGUGCAUUCUUGAAUGGAAAUGUAAUUCAGAGUAUGCUUGAGUGAAAGUAAGAAAGUCUUUAUGUAUGCAUACAUACAUCACAAAGGGAAUGAGUGCAUGUAUGUGUGCAUAGUUGUUGUGUGUUUAGCUCAUUUGGUCCACUUGAAAAGGGGAGACCUUGUAUGAAAGACAUUUGUUUGAACUUCAGUAGAGAUGGAUAUCUGGUAAAUGAAAAUGAGUAUUAAAGUGAUUGUGUUUGUUUUCCCAGUAAUUUAUUUAACUCAAGUUUAUAUGAAAAAUGAGAUAUUUAUUUACAGUUUUAAAGUUCUGUAUAUACUCCAAGAUGGAAAAUAUUGUGUAUAGAUAUACAGUGAAUGUGUGAAUAUAUAUGUUUGGGUGUCAUUAUCAGCUCAGAGAAUUGUGAGCUGAAUUUUCUUAUUGUAGUUGAUGUAAAUAAGUGUUGUGAAAAUAAAGUAUGGUUUAAAAGUA
Penaeus vannamei (Pacific white shrimp) is the source of this 2220-nucleotide messenger RNA. The record is from RefSeq and is a predicted model, not a curated record. NCBI's taxonomy places the organism in Eukaryota, Metazoa, Arthropoda, Malacostraca, Decapoda, Penaeidae.